Molecule: messenger RNA, 2100 nt
Organism: Parnassius apollo (apollo)
Lineage: Eukaryota; Metazoa; Arthropoda; Insecta; Lepidoptera; Papilionidae
Source: the annotation of a GenBank genome assembly
AUGGGAAUUUAUACUCGGCUGUUCAAAGUGGAAUUCGGAAUUUACGCAUUUCUUUUUAUCACCCAUAUUCCGAUACUACAAGGAGAAGAACAAUCUGAAUGUCCAAGCUUAACAGAGAAUCCAAUUUGUCCUUGUUACAAUUUUAAAGAAGGAUUAUUCCUUGAGUGUCCAAGUGCAACUCCCGCUGUUGUUAAAAAUGUUUUAUCGAAGAUAAAAGGCACUAUUCAGUCUCUUUCAAUUUAUGACUUAGAGGGCUCCAUAACGGAGUUAAACCCGGAUGAACUUAAUUUAAAAGGCAACAUGUUUUCCGAAUUUCCGCAUGUAGCUCUCUUCAACGUAUCAUCAUUAGAAAUAUUAGAUUUAUCCCUAAAUCAAUUACAGAGUAUCGAUUUUUUUAAAUUUGUAGGUCUGCAAAAUUUAAGAACAUUAAAUCUAUGCAAAAAUCGAAUAUCAAUUUUAAAUGGUUUCAACUCUCCCGCAUUGAAGAAUCUUGUAACAUUAAAUUUAAAUACCAAUAUGUUAACAGUUCUCCCACCAAAUUUUUUCCAAUAUUCGUUGGGUAUAAAAGAAAUUGAUUUGUCUCACAAUCUUUUUAAGCACAUUCCAAGUAAUGGUCUUUCUGAAACUGUGUUACCAGUACUUACUACUUUAAACAUGUCAUCUAAUUCACUAGUUCAGUUACUACCAACAUAUCCAUUAAAACAAUUCCCACUACUUGAGGAGUUAAUUGUAACUAACACUAAUUUGACUAUAAUAACAAGUAAGGAUUUUGAAAACUUUCCAUCGUUGAAGAAGCUGAUAUUAAUGCAAAAUAACAUUAUUCGAUUAUCUCCUGGUGCAUUUUCAAAGCAACAUGUUUUGGAUAUUCUGGAUUUAAGUCAAAAUAAACUAGAAAAUAUUCCUCGAGAAAGACUUCAAGGCUUAUAUUCAGUACGCAUAUUAAAUAUCUCUCAAAAUAUAUUAAAGGAGCUUGAAGAAUUUACGCCUGACUUACAAAAUUUGCAAAAGUUAGAUAUUGCAUUCAAUCAUAUAACAAGAAUAACAAGAGAUAACUUUCGGAAUCUUCAAAGUCUCUUGGAAUUAAAUUUAAGUGGAAAUUGGUUAUCAGCUGUAUCAUCAGAUGCGUUCCUAAACUUGCACAAGGUUACACAUAUAGACUUUAGCAAAAAUUAUAUUGAAACCAUCCCAAUGAAAAUGUUGAUGGGAUUAGAGACUCAAAUAAAAUCUUUACUCUUUGAAGAAAAUCCUCUUAUAUGUAAUUGUGAAUCCCAAGAGCAAUGGAAAUGGAUGCAGGAACACCUUAAAAUUAUUCGAAGGGGUAGCAAAAAUUUAUUUUGUGAACAUCCUGAUGAACUUCAAGGAUAUCGUUUUACAGAAUUGACACCACAGAAACUGUGUGAUGUGCCCAUCGUGAUUCGAGUUGCCAUACAAGAUAUACAAACAUACUCUGUAAUAGUUUCGUGGCAAAGCCGCAAUCAAACCGGUUUGAAUGGAUUUCAAGUAGCUUAUUUCGGGGAACAAAACCCAAAGAACAUACGAGGCAAAAUCCUUAAUAAUACUGCGCGUUCGACAAGAUUGAAUCAUUUAACACCAGGAACGCGUUAUAAUAUUUGCGUUGUAGCCAUUGGAAAUUUUGGACUCUCUACAGACUCGACGAUACCCGACGCAAGAGUUGCACUACCAAAAGAAAGUUUAAACGUUACUUUGUUUGGAGAUGAACAACAAAUUAAUUAUUUACGGAAUGCAAUGAACGAUUCGUUAACAACAAAAUGUACAAGUGUCCGUACAAUUGAAAUUUUCGGGACAUCUUUGGAUAGCCCAUUUUCAAAUACUUAUUUAGGAAUUGCUGAUAUAUUAACUAGAAGAUUAAGUUUAGUAGUUGGUUGCUGUAUAGGUUUCAUAGUAUUCGUUGUAUUGGUGUCGGCAUUGGGAUACAUAAAAACAAAAAAACGUCCAGUUACCAUUAAAUCAGAAGUUCAACAAACUCCACAAUAUAUUUCUUACGAUAAUUUUUCUUCUCCUAAUUCUGAUGCUCAAACCACAGAAAUGGAUUUAAAUACAAUAACAGAUAAAGCAAAAUCUUAUAUAAAGAAACCUUAG